Messenger RNA from Talaromyces proteolyticus, 871 nucleotides. RefSeq lists its product as uncharacterized. The record is from RefSeq and is a predicted model, not a curated record. Lineage: Eukaryota; Fungi; Ascomycota; Eurotiomycetes; Eurotiales; Trichocomaceae. The coding region runs from base 112 to 720 and encodes 202 amino acids. The transcript has a single exon. Gene Ontology annotation, biological process: RNA processing.
CUUCCGGGUUUAUCUCAGGCUCUGCGCUUUCUCCUCCCGCCUACCUCAACCAUAUUCAUGCUCCGCCAUUGACUAGCGAAAUUCUCUACCACAAGCAAGAGCUAUUUUAUUAUGUCCGCUGCAAAUGAUUCUACACUGCGACUCAAGUUCCUGCAGAGUUCCGCAAAAUUACUAGGUGCACAAAGUGUGUCCACGGCAGCUCAUCUCAUCAGCGUGCACAAUGGCUUGCUCUAUGAAAACUUGAAGCCUUUGAAGCCGCGGCAGCAUGAAACUUGGUGUGGCGCUUGUGGCAGUCCACGAGACAAGGAGCAUACCAAGAUUUCGAAAAUCAAACAGAGACGCAGCCUGAGGAAUGGUCAGGUGGCGUCGAAAGACGCCAUCCGAGACGCGACUGUCUACCAAUGUCUUCGUUGCAACAAAAGAAUGACCCGAUACCUACAGCCUCAGAUUCGCAAGCAACACGAGCAAACGAAUGCCCCUACAAAAAUAACAUCCAAUAUCAACCAGCAUGGCCGGGAUUUAUCUACUCCUACGGAGUCUUUGCCAAGUCCACUUGAAGCAGAUGUGUCCAAGUCCGUCUUGGACAACGCGAGCAGCAAGAAAAGGGCGAAAGCGCGCAAGCAAGGAGGGCUCCAAGCAGUUUUAGCCUCCAAAGCGCGCACACAGACGGCCCGCGCAUCGACAUCAUCUCUAGAUCUCCUGGAUUUCCUGCAGCAAUAAAAGAAGCGUCCUCGUCCUUGAUGCCAAGCCUCGGAGAAUCGGGGGCUGGCUUCCGAUCACUUGCUCGCCGCUUUCCCUAACUCGGGCAAGUGCGGGGUGUCUAGCUCUGGCUACGCUUAUCGCUGUUGGCUGCUGGCUGCUGUACCCCGCU